AAAUAGACUCUUGCCAGAAAAGAAAUCGCCAGAAGAACUUUGUCCAGCGUGGAAGCAGUUGGCUCACAAGGACACAAAGAGGCCACUUGUCUUUCACAGGGCCUGCAUUUAUGAUUUUAUGUGAAAAUGUCUAGGAGGAAAAAAUCAUUUGUUUCAAAACCCACAAAGAACGAAGAUGAUGAAAGAAAAUACAAGGAAACAAAUGAAGUCACUGGUUUGACCUAUAGAGAGAUGGCAGACACCGAUGAACCAUGGUAUCAAACCGGCAGCUUGGCAGCUUCGGAAUAUUAUCUGCGCCCUCCCGACUUCAACCAAAGCAAUGGCCAAAAGAGCUUUUGCCAGAAAUAUUCCUCAAGCUUAAAAAAUAUUAUUCCCUUCCGCCCUCGAGCAAGAUCUUCUGCAAAUCCAGUGGACGAUGCCGGGCUCAUCUCAUUUGCAACAUUUUCUUGGCUUUCGUUCCUGAUGUUCAGAGGGUGCAAGCACAGCAUUGACGUUGCCAGCUUGCCUCCGCUGUCCUGUCACGAUAGUUCAGAAACAAACGCCAGAAGGUUUCGACUCCUUUGGGAAGCGGAGUUGGCCAAAGCAGGCCCCGAGAAGGCUUCUUUAGUCAGAGUGGUGUUAAGAUUUCAGAGGACAAGAAUAUUGGUGGAUGUCAUAGCAAAUGUCGCUUGCAUGAUUUUUGGUGCCUUGGGACCGACGGUGCUCAUUUACAACAUCCUCCAGUACAGUGAAAGUGGCUCCCGGGACCUGGUCCGAGGCAUUGGCCUCUGCGUAGCACUAUUUCUGACCGAGCUUUUCAAAGUCCUGUUCUGGGCCUUGGCAUGGGCAGUCAACUACCGCACCGCCAUCCGAUUAAAAGUGGCCAUUUCUACAGUUGCCUUUGAGAAACUGCUGACAUUCAAAUCUAUGUCACACAUCUCAUUUGGUGAAGUGAUCAACCUAUUAGCCAACGACGGCUAUCGGAUGUUCGAAGCGGCCUUGUUUUGUCCCCUGCCAGUUGCCGUUCCUCUGCUGAUGCUCGUUUGCUCCAUCUAUUCUUGCAUCAUCCUUGGUCCCACGGCGCUCAUAGGAACAUUGGUCUAUAUUGUGUUCAUACCCAUACAGAUGUCCAUGGCCAAGCUUACCUCUGUAUUCCGAAGAGCUGCCAUUCUGGUGACGGAUAAGCGCGUGCGAAUAAUGAAUGAGAUUUUGACAUGCAUUAAGCUGAUCAAAAUGUAUGCUUGGGAGAAGUCUUUUGCAAAAGCUGUCAAAGGCAUUAGGAGAGCAGAGAGGAAAAUACUGGAAAAAGCAGGCUACGUUCAAAGCGUGAACUCUGCCCUGACCCCAAUCGUGUCCACCUUAUCCAUCGUCAUGACGUUUUUCAUCCAUACCCUUUUAAACCUGGAACUCACCGCUUCUGUUGCCUUCAGUGUGAUUGCGAUGUUUAACGUAAUGAAGUUUGUCAUUGCCAUUUUGCCAUUCUCUGUGAAAGCUGCAGCGGAAGCAGCUGUUUCUUUGAAAAGAUUGAAGAAAAUUUUGGUUACUCAGAUUCCUCCACCCUAUGUGAUCAGUUUGAAGGGUUCCCCAAAUGCCGUGGUCCUGGAAGAUGCCACAUUGCGUUGGGGAAGUUCUUCCAGUGAAUGCAGCCCGAAAGGGGUCAAGGAAGCAACCCGGAGUGUCACUUCUGCCACUGAAUGCUGUGCCAAAAGGGGCAAGGGAACCACCCUGAAUGGGAACAGCAUCUGCAAAGAUGAAGCUGUGCCAAAACCGGUCACGUCUCCCUCUCAGAUAACAAUCGUUGGGAAGGAGAACAGCAGUUCCUUUGCUUUGCGCAAUCUAAAUUUUACAGUAGCCAAAGGCAAAAUCUUGGGGAUUUGUGGAAACGUUGGAAGUGGGAAAAGCUCGGUCAUCGCAGCAAUAUUGGGGCAGAUGUAUCUCCAAAAGGGAAGAGUUGCUGUGAGUGGUUCCUUGGCUUACGUGUCACAGCAGGCAUGGAUAUUUCACGGAACUGUCAGAGAAAAUAUCCUUUUUGGAAAACCUUACAAUGAACAAAGGUACAAUUAUGCCAUCAAAGUCUGCUGCCUGAAGUCAGAUAUGGACAUUCUUCCUUACGCAGAUAUGACUGAAAUAGGGGAAAGGGGCCUCAACCUCUCCGGCGGCCAGAAGCAGCGAAUCAGCUUAGCUCGGGCUGUGUAUGCCAACAGAGAUAUCUAUUUAUUGGACGAUCCGCUGUCGGCGGUGGAUGCGCAUGUUGGGAAGCAUAUUUUUGAAGAAUGCAUUAAAGUAGCCCUGCAAGGAAAAACUAUACUUCUUGUGACCCAUCAGCUUCAGUAUUUGGAAUUUUGUGACGAAAUCAUACUGCUAGAAGAUGGGGAGAUAUGCGAGAGCGGCUCCCACGCAGAACUGAUGGAAGCGAAAGGGCGCUAUGCUCAUCUCAUCCAAAAUCUGCAUGCAGAAGAAGCAACGGGUCCAAGCGAUUUCCUUGACUCACGUGCAGUGACAGGAACAGCAGAAGUAGUGCAGGAUAAUGUUCCAGAUGUCUCUUUCAAAGGAGUGGAAAACCCUGCUUUUGAUAUGUCUGAUGAGACCAGCGAGGAACCAAAGAAAGAACUUGAAAUAGAAAGAGAUACAGCUCCCGCAAACCAACUUGUUCAAGAAGAAGGACGGCAAGAAGGCUCCGUGACGUGGAAAACCUACCACACUUACAUCAAGGCCUCUGGAGGUUUCAUCCUGUGGUUCUUCCUCAUCCUCCUCUUUGGCCUCAUGAUUGGCUGUUCAGCUUUCAGCAACUGGUGGCUGAGUUACUGGCUGGAGCAGGGAUCUGGGGGUAAUUGUAGCUCUGUGCAAAACAUCACCUGCAGCGAAGGAAGCAUCACUGAUAACCCUCAACUGCACUUCUAUCAACUGGUCUAUGGGAUGAGCAUCAUCGGCAUGAUUAUCCUCAGCUUCAUCAAAGGCUUUGUGUUUACAAAGACAACGCUACGAGCUUCAUCGAAUCUACACAACACCGUCUUUUACAAGAUCUUACAGAGCCCUAUGAGUUUCUUUGACACGACUCCCACUGGCAGAGUAAUGAACCGUUUUUCAAAGGAUAUGGACGAACUGGAUGUGAGGCUUCCCUUUAAUGCUGAGAAUUUUCUGCAGCAGUUUUUCAUGGUGCUCUCGGUUGUCACCAUCGUUGCCAUUGUGUUUCCUUACCUCCUAAUUGUGGUGGCUGUCCUAACUGUGAUUUUCAUCCUGCUUUUCCAGAUUUUUCAGAACACUAUCCGAGAACUGAAACGAGUGGAAAACGCCAGCAGGUCCCCGUGGUUUUCUCUGAUCACCUCAUCUAUCCAAGGCCUUAGUACAAUCCAUGCCUACAAUAAGGUGGAAGACUAUAUGAGUCGCUUUAAGAUGUUGAAUGAUGAAAACUCCGGCCAUUUCAUACUUUUUAACUGUGCCUUAAGGUGGUUUGCAGUGAGGACAGAUAUCCUUAUGAAUGCCAUGACUUUGAUCGUCUCCCUCUUUGUUGUACUCAGCCCGCCUUCCAUCAGUGCUGCUGAAAAAGGCUUGGCUUUAUCGUACAUCAUCCAGCUAAGUGGACUUCUCCAAGUAUGUGUGAGAACAGGAACAGAGACAGAAGCCAAAUUCACUUCUGUGGAGCAGAUUACGGAAUAUAUAACGCAAUGUGUUCCUGAGGUCAAAGAGGGUACGAUGGUCAUGGUCCCUCCUGCAGAAUGGCCGGACAAAGGUGAAAUCGUGUUUAAGAACUACCAGAUGAGAUACCGAGAGAACAGCCCCAUUGUGCUUCAUGGCAUAAAUGUGACAAUCCAUGGCAAAGAAAAGAUUGGGAUUGUUGGCCGCACUGGCUCUGGGAAGUCAUCUUUGGGGUCUGCCCUAUUCCGACUAGUGGAACCAACUGCUGGUACCAUUCUCAUUGAUGGUGUCGAUAUCUGCACUAUCAGCCUGGAAUCGCUGCGGACGAAGCUGUCGGUGAUUCCUCAAGAUCCUGUUCUGUUUGUAGGUACAGUAAGGUACAACAUGGAUCCUUUUAAUGAACACACAGAUGAUCAGAUCUGGCAAGCUCUGCAAAGAACUUUUAUGAAAGGCACAGUCUCAAAGCUGCCAGGAAAGCUGGAAGCAAAGGUUGUGGAAAAUGGAGAAAACUUCUCCGUCGGGGAACGGCAGCUACUCUGCAUGGCAAGGGCUCUCCUUCAAAAUUCAAAAAUUAUACUUCUUGAUGAAGCCACCGCCUCCAUCGAUUCUGAGACAGACACGCAGAUUCAGCAGACCAUCCAGGAAGCUUUCGUGGACUGUACGGUCCUGACCAUUGCACAUCGGAUAAACACCAUCCAUGACAGUGACCGUGUUUUGGUGAUGGACAGUGGAAAGGUGGCGGAGUUUGGCAAACCGGAGGAGCUUGUUCAGAAUCCCAAUUCGGCCUAUGCCUCGCUCUUAGCCGCAGCGAACAAAGUCGAAGCCUAGGACAGGAUAAAUAUUUAUCGGUGCUUGCGUUUGUGGCUUUGGGGAAAUGAAGGCUCGAGAUGGAUGAGAAGGAGAUGAAGAAAAAAAGAAACUUGCUAAUAUCUAAAUCAUCAAAUCCCAUUUGUGAGGAAGUGUUGUAAGCUUUGCCAAAGGCCACGUCUGCCGGGAAAGUCAGAAGUUUUAAUAGAAUGCUGGCAAUUAAAAGCGAAGAACUGAAAUGAUGGAAACUAGAAAUACUCACGCGUGCCAAUAUAUGCACCAAAUUCAUGACUUGACAUGAUGAUUUUGUCAAGCAAAUUUGAAAGAGAGAGGUGCCAUUUGUAUUUCAGAUCCUUCCGCAUUCCCAGAAGAGCUGAAAAUGGCAUGUUCAGACACAAAUACAGACAAAGAUGUCAACGUCAACAGUGCAUCACCAUAACAGCUCCCAAUUCAGCACGAGUUAGGCACGAAUAAAUCCCAACAAAAAAUGAAUGGAAUGAAUUAGAUGCAAUUCCUUGACAUUUCUUGGAGUAGUAUUAAAAAUACUAGAUGGUUCAGUGGGAAAAAAAUAACAAUUUGGCAGCCACUUCGUAUUCAAUUAGGCUGUCUAAUCCCACUGACAUCUGUGGGAUUUGAAGAGUUUAACUGGAUGUAGGAUCAGCUUUUGUCUUUAACCUGCAUUUGGUGCAUGCAAUUGGCAUAUGCCACCGUGUUUCAGUAAAAGCAGCAGGGACUUCGGGACCAGAAAGUCCCUUGGAUUACAACUAAAGCUUUACAUUCCCUUUGGAAAUGAUAUGGGGGGAAAUACUUCUGUUUGUCUGGAUUGUGCCAAAUAAUUUUGUAUAUCCCAUGUGAACUGUUCUCCCAUGUGAUCUAAUUGUCUCUGUGUGUCAGAAGAAAGAAAUCAGAAACUCCAGUGGAGAAAACACAGCAAGCUAUUUUGAUCUGUUUGUGGUUUGUCAUCAAAAUAUGCAAUAAAGACUAUUGCCCGUU
This is a messenger RNA of Anolis sagrei ordinatus, 5415 nucleotides long. RefSeq names its product ATP-binding cassette sub-family C member 12-like. Gene Ontology annotation, biological process: transmembrane transport. Gene Ontology annotation, molecular function: ABC-type transporter activity; ATP hydrolysis activity; ATP binding. Gene Ontology annotation, cellular component: membrane. NCBI's taxonomy places the organism in Eukaryota, Metazoa, Chordata, Lepidosauria, Squamata, Anolidae. The record is from RefSeq and is a predicted model, not a curated record.